Molecule: messenger RNA, 3756 nt
Organism: Cutaneotrichosporon cavernicola
Lineage: Eukaryota; Fungi; Basidiomycota; Tremellomycetes; Trichosporonales; Trichosporonaceae
Exons: 3
Coding region: 1-3756 (1251 amino acids)
Molecular function (GO): protein binding
Source: RefSeq, a predicted model, not a curated record
AUGGCGUCUGUUGUUGGGAGCUCGGUCUACGCCCUGUCAACAGCCGAGCGCGUCACGACCAACUCGGCUGCCAAGCUUGCGCUCCGAGGCAGGAUGCCUUCUACCAGCAACAAGUCGGAGAAGGUGGAGGCAAAGUACGACGUUGUGCUAGAUUACCCAAAUCUCGAGCUCCAUUCGGCGGCUGCCAGUGGAAACCUUGGACUUGUGGAUUAUGCCCUGAAGAACGGCCAGCCGGUCAAUUCGCUCCUGCACGGCUGUCUCCCCCUCCAUGCGGCGUGCUCGAGCGGCAGUGUGAGCGUUGUGCGCACGCUCAUCAACUGUGGUGCAGAUGUCAACGCCCCUCGUCUGCCCCGACGAUACUCGGACAACGGCAAGCGAGUCAACAACGCCCCAGCAGUCGGAACAGUCGGCUCGACCCCUCUCCACUUUGCAGCGGCCAAUGGGCACAUCGCCGUCGUCCAGAUUCUCCUCGGUUGCGGCGCCGUUGCCGACAAGCCGGAUAAGAACGGCAUGACUCCAGCAGACUUGGCCGAUAUGAGCGGGUACACCGAGAUUGUGCACGUCAUUCGUGUGUGGUCGCACGUCAACGAGCGCCCUGGCACCUCGAUGUCCGUUAUGUCUGAACCUGAUGCCUCCUUGAGCCUGCACCGUGCAGACGCUGGUUCCAGCAACGGUGCAGGUACCCCAUCAGAGACGGACGUGCUAGUCUCGCGCAAGGGCAAGGAACGUGCUACCAGUAUGGUCAGCGUCGCUUCUGAAAAGGCCCGCCUGUUCCGCGCCAGCCUUGAGAACGGCUUCUGGGGUGGAAGGUCUUACUCUACCUCCUCAAACAAUUCCUCCUCAACAGCCCGCACAGCCAGCUCCCCGCGCAAUGGCUCGACGACACCCUCUGGAAGACCAGAACUAUCACUCGUGGUAACACCCAGUGUCGACAGUGACAACGCCAGCUCCGCGCUCCCUUCUCCUUUCCCAGCAUCACCCGCCUCCUGCAGCCCUCUCGAUGACGAAGGACCAAGCUUCGCCAACGGCCUCGUCAAGACGCCUGUGUUGGAGCAAGAAUCAACAGGCAACCCAUCCCCAUCUUCCUCCUCUGCCUACAAUGCCCAACGAUCAUCAAGAAGACCAUCCCUCCCGUCUAUACUCGAGAGGGCCGCACAUCCGGGCGCUGCCUUCCGAACCGCGAUGCGCAAGACGGAGAAGGAUUCUUCACCCUCAAUCACGGAAUCAGACCAGACGUCACCCAAUCUUCCCGCGACCGGCAUGUUUGCCCGCGGUCGAAGCAGGACAGCCGAGACGCUACAGCGCACAAAAUCGCAGAAGCGCGCGGUGAUCAAGCUGUUCCGCCGCGGUCAGUCGCCGCACUCUCGUAGCCCCAGCCCACCAAAUCGCCAGGAAUUGACGGCACCCCGCCCAGCUCCCACUGAGCAAUUAACGGAGAGCAUCGCGCGGCUAAAGCGGGCCAGUAUGGACCCCGAGAUGAUGCGGAUGGCUACCGACGUCCUCCGCCUCGGCGACCAGCUCGAGGCUGCGGCCUCCAUCUCGGCGCCAGUCACCAAGACUCGAUUCUUCGACGAUCUGCCGACGAGCCGUUCUUCGCGCAGUGUGUCUUCUGAUCGGCAGGCACCCAACGUGCCGCCGCCACCGUCAAUUGAACGAAUGUGGGACCCUCGCCGCAGCAAGAACGGCACCAGCGGCGUUAUCAGCCCCAGCCCCCUCGCCAACACGUGGGGCGAUGACAGCGACGACGAGCCUAGGGGAGCGUCUGUGCGGCGCAGUGUCACCGAGGUGGUGCGGAAGCCUAUCCCCCGAGACCCGCCACGCCGCAUGCCCUCACUUCCGGCUAUGGCUGGGCAGGAGGCGGCAAGGCGGCGAUCCAGGGUGCUUGUCAACGGCAUCUCGCCUCCCACGGACGCUUCGGGAGAUCGCGGCGAGCCGUCGAGUGAGACCGGCUCGCUCGACGAGUCAGACGAUGUUGCUGAUGCAACCACAACGCCGCCCACAGAGCCAUCGCCUUCUCAGGAAAAGGCCAAGUUCGAUGAGCACGAAGAAGAGGGCGAUGUGACGAUCAAAGCACCACCGACUGGCUUGAGCGAUAUCCCUUCGCUAUCGCUCAAGGAGAUUGAGGAUGGCGUAGACGCAAGUGGCGUCGGCCAGAAGUCGAGCUCGGCAACAGACACUCUUUCCCUACCCGAGACACACCCCAAUCUGAGUCGCUUCCGCGGCGAGAGCGUGGGCUCGCAGUUGACGCAUUCGGCCCACACCCCUCCGUCGUCGCGAAUUAUGACGCCGCCAGGCUCGGGCGGGAACCGUGUGCAUCCCGAAACGGACUUGCGGUCUCUCGGCUUCCUCCCAGAGAGUCCCCAAACCAAACCCACGCGCACAAGCUCGAUCAAGCGAACCAACUCGAUCAAGGCCGCAACAAUGUCGGGCCUCGGGUCAGGCCUGCCUUCCGAGAGAGCGGGUCCGUCAUCCCUGCCAUCUGAGAGACUGCUCGCAUCGAACGUCCCAGAGCGGCGGUCGCCUCUUCUGCGCUCGGCAUCGCCGAGAUAUUCGCCCGGGGUGCACCGCUCUGCAUCACUGCGGUCAUCAUCCCAGCGGUCAACGCUUGAAGUUCCGAUAGCCGAGGGACGGCCGCUGCGCCCGCCCCAACGCAACAUCUCCACCCACGCCGAGGCGCGCGACGCGAUGGAGCAGGACGAGCGCGACGUUCUGAGCAUUGCCCAGCUGCCGCAUUCGGAGCUGUCGAGCCGCACGCUUGCGGACCAACUGGCUGCGUAUGGCGAGAGUCACGCGCUUGCAGAGGAGUUUGCUCGGGUCGAUCGUCUGAGUACGGUUAGCAGUGGGUCCGACCGCCGCUCCUCUCUGCGGCAUAGCACGAUGAGCUCUGGAUCAACCGCGAGUCGCAGCGGUACCGAGGUCUCUCAGUGGAGUAGUGCGAGCUUCAACUCUCGUGCGGCGCCGCUGGUCGACCCCUCCGUCAGUCGCAUUUACGACCGGCGCGAGGCGGCGUACCGCGACCGCAUGGCGACUCUGACCAAUACGACGGCGAUGCACGGCUUCCACCAGCGCACGAUGAGCGGGACACCGCGCAGCCGCGCAACGUCGGGCAGUGACACGUGGCUGGCUGCGGGCCAGAGUUCCACUGGUGCGCAUACACGCCGCCUGACGGACCCAACCGGGUCGAGCCCCAAGGAGCUAGACUCGAACCCGCACAUCUCGGGCCCGCUGCCCAUGGUAUCGGACUUCUCGCGGUCGCGCAAGAACUCGCUGUCGUCGCGCACGUCGACCAUGGGCAUCAUCAAGGCCGGCGUGCCCAUCGUGUCGCCACGCAACAGCCCGAACAACAGCUUCCUCCCAUCGGUGCCGCGUCGCAACGGGCACCUUUCGCGUGCAGCCUCACUCAGCAUGGACGGCACGCCGCGGUAUCCCGGCCUAGCGCAGGCGCGCGCGUACGCGACCCAGUCCUCCCAGUCGUCGAGUCAGAAGAGCUCAAGUGUCAUAGGAUCGCGCGCGCAGCCCCCUUCCGAUACGGGCGAGGAUGAAGACGAAGACGAGCUUGAGCCCGAGCCCACUUUUGGCCUUGGUGACGUGAGCCAGUGGCAGCAUGGACUCCACAAGCCCGGCAAAUGGGGCCAGUUCAAGGGCCACAUAAGGGCGAGCAGCGUCGGUACUAGACAAUUCAAGGGCGGCGUUGGGAACGCUGUCGGCGCGGUCAGUGAACAGAUCAGAGGCGCUACGGGACACCUUCGUCGCUAG